This is a messenger RNA of Rhizopus microsporus ATCC 52813, 1296 nucleotides long. Its product is annotated as MFS general substrate transporter. Gene Ontology annotation, biological process: transmembrane transport. NCBI's taxonomy places the organism in Eukaryota, Fungi, Mucoromycota, Mucoromycetes, Mucorales, Rhizopodaceae. Gene Ontology annotation, molecular function: transmembrane transporter activity. The transcript is spliced from 6 exons. The record is from RefSeq and is a predicted model, not a curated record. Bases 267 to 1223 code for a protein of 318 amino acids.
AUGCCAGCAACUCAUGAUAUUAUGGUUUAUUUCAAUACGAAUCUCACAGUAAGUCUACAUUUCCACAAAUAUAAUCACGUUACACCAACCGAUUGUUAUCUAUAGGUUAUCAAUGCAACUAUUGCGCUAUAUAUCUUGAUGAAUGCAAUUGCUCCUCUCUUUCUGGCACCUCUUAGUGAACGUAUUGGUCGAAGGUACGGAAAAGGAACAUUGAAUAUGAGAUUUAUAUUGACAUAUGAAUCAAUAGAUGGGUUUACAUAACCUGUAUGGCUAUUUAUACUGUCUGUACAAUUAUAUGUGGUGUGUCCAAAGGUAUUGGUUUAUUCUUUGCAUUCAGAUUGUUACAAGGUAUUUUUGGAAGCGUUGGUCAAGCAGUUGGUGGAGGUACCGUUUCUGACAUUUUUGAACCUCAUGAACGUGGUAGAGCUAUGGGUAUUUACAUCUUGGGAACCAUUCUUGGCCCUGCCAUUGCACCUGUUAUCGGUGGUUACCUUGAUCAAUACCUGGGUUGGCGUUGGAUCUUUUACAUCUGUACUAUUCUCGGUGGAGUUAUCACUAUAGCAGCUCUCCUUUUUCUCAAGGAAACACUUUACAGGCCUGGUCAAAAAGAAGAAGUUGCUCCUAUUGGUAUUAAAGAACGACUUGAAAGGCUCAAGUUUAAUCCACUUGCUAGUCUCCAGAUGCUCGCCCUUCCUGAAGUUGGCUUAUCCUGUCUUCCUGUCAGUAUAGCUUUUGGUUGGUUUUACUACUUUGUUACCAUUCUCCCACCUACCUUUGGAGAAAUCUAUGGAUUCUCUUCUGGCUCCAUCGGGUUAUGUUAUUUGGCAGGUGGUGUAGGCAACAUUGUAGGAUCAAUCGUAGCAGGGUUUUCAUCUGACAAGCUUUACCAAAGAAGUAUUGCAAAUAAUGGAGGCAUUGUCGUCAAGGAGUUCCGCUUGCGUACUAUUUAUUUCAGUGUCUUUUUCUACUUGGCAGGUUCCCUUAUGUAUGGCUGGUUUCUUCAAUACCGUAUAUUCUGGUUUGCAACCCUUGUAGGAUAUGCUCUGACCACAUUUGGUCUCAUGUCUGCUAUUACUACUGUCAAUACCUAUAUUGUAGAAGCGCAUCUUAAAAAGGCUGCCUCAGUUGUUUCUUCAAAUAACUUUGCAAGAAAUACAUGUGCAAUGAUCUUUUCCCUGUGUGCUGUCUCGAUUCGAGGAUCCUUGGGUGAUGGAUGGUCUUAGUAAGUUCAUUCCAUGAUUGCGUUUUAUAUACUUACUGAUCCAUUUUUUUUAGCACCUUCAUGGGACUCAUGAC